AUGGAUGGCAUCAUUGAGCAGAAGAGUGUUCUGGUACACAGUAAGAUCAGUGAUGCUGGCAAAAGAAAUGGCUUAAUUAACACCAGAAACUUCAUGGCUGAGAGCAGGGAUGGCCUGGUGUCUGUUUACCCAGCACCUCAGUACCAGAGCCAUAGGCUGGUGGCCAGUGCAACACCAAGCAGCCUGGAAGGAGGCAGAAGUGAGCCAGUGCAGCAGCUGCUGGACCCAAACACACUGCAGCAGUCUGUGGAGUCCCACUAUCGUCCCAACAUCAUCCUCUACUCAGAUGGGGUGCUCCGCUCCUGGGGGGAUGGCAUGGCCACUGACUGCUGUGAGACCACCUUCAUUGAGGACCGAUCGCCCACCAAAGACAGCCUGGAGUACCCCGAUGGGAAAUUCAUCGACCUCUCAGCUGAUGACAUCAAGAUCCACACCCUGUCCUAUGAUGUGGAGGAGGAAGAAGAGUUACAGGAGCUGGAGAGUGACUACUCCAGUGAUACAGAGAGUGAGGACAACUUCCUCAUGAUGCCCCCACGGGACCACCUGGGACUCAGCGUCUUCUCCAUGCUCUGCUGCUUCUGGCCCUUAGGCAUUGCGGCCUUCUACUUGUCCCAUGAGACAAACAAAGCUGUGGCCAAAGGAGACUUCCAUCAGGCCAGCACCAGCUCCCGGAGGGCCCUGUUCCUGGCAGUGCUAUCCAUCACCAUUGGAACUGGCAUAUACGUGGGUGUGGCUGUCGCCCUCAUCGCCUACCUCUCCAAGAACAACCACCUGUGA
Molecule: messenger RNA, 777 nt
Organism: Cricetulus griseus (Chinese hamster)
Lineage: Eukaryota; Metazoa; Chordata; Mammalia; Rodentia; Cricetidae
Source: RefSeq, a predicted model, not a curated record